AUGGCGUCGCUCAUCCCCACCCUGGCUGAGCAGGACCCGGAGCUGGCGAACAUGAUCGAGCUUGAGAUGAGCCGUCAGUUCCGCGGCUUGGAGAUGAUUGCCUCGGAGAACCUGACGUCCAAGGCGGUGCUGGAGUGCCUCGGUUCUACCCUGACGAACAAGUACGCUGAGGGUGAGCCUGGCAACCGCUACUACGGUGGCACUGCAUUCGUCGACAUGGUCGAAAACCUCGCCAAGAAGCGUGCCCUGUCCGCCUUCAGCCUCGACCCGGAAGAGUGGGGGGUCAAUGUGCAGCCCUACAGUGGGUCACCGGCAAACUUCGCCGUCUACACGGGUCUGCUGGAGCCGCACAGCCGCAUCAUGGGCCUUGACCUGCCCAGCGGCGGCCACCUCACCCAUGGCUUCUACACGCCGAAGAAGAAGGUGAGCGCGACGUCUAUCUACUUCGAGUCCUUUCCAUACCAUGUCAAGGAGGACGGCCUGAUCGGCUACGACGCUCUCGAGUCCGUCGCGCUGGUGUUUCGACCUAAGAUGAUCAUCGCAGGUGCCUCGGCGUACGCGCGUGACUUCGACUACGAGCGAUUCCGUCACAUCUGCGACGAGGUGGGCAGUCUUCUGUUCAUGGACAUGGCCCACACGGCCGGUCUAAUCGCCGGUGGCGUGCUAAAGUCACCGUUCCCGUAUGCAGAUGUGGUGACGACGACGACUCACAAGUCCCUGCGCGGGCCGCGUGCUGGCAUGAUCUUCUAUCGCAAAAAGGAUCGCCAGGGCAACCCCACGGACCACGAGAGUCGCAUCAAUCAGGCAGUCUUCCCUGGCUGCCAGGGCGGCCCGCACGAGCACCAAAUCGCCGCUAUCGCCACACAGAUGCGGGAGGUGUGCAGCCAGGAGUGGAAGGCAUACGCCGUGCAAGUGCAGAGCAACGCCCGCGCAUUGGCAGCCGCGCUAAGCUCCAAGGGCCACGUGUUCGUUUCUGGUGGCACAGACAACCACCUGCUGCUGUGGAAUGUGCGGGUGCACGGGCUGACCGGUAGCAAGAUGGAGAAGCUACUCGACGCCGUCUCCAUCUCGGUCAACAAGAACACUAUCCCUGGCGACAAGAGUGCCAUGACGCCUGGCGGCAUUCGCAUUGGCACUCUGGCGCUGACUUCUCGCGGCAUGGUGGAAGCAGACAUGAUCACCGUCGCCGAGUUCCUCGACCGCGCCAUCGUGCUGGCCAAGCAAAUCCAGGCAGGGAUGAACACGGUGAAGCUGAGCGACUUUGUCGAGGCGCUGCAGACGCACGCCGGCGUGGCCGCCCUCCGCACGGAUGUGGAGGCCUUCGCGACCACCUUUGCGAUGCCCUCCUUUGAUGUGGAGCGAAUCAAGUACAAGGACAGUCUGCCCGGAGAACAUUGA
Molecule: messenger RNA, 1398 nt
Organism: Leishmania mexicana MHOM/GT/2001/U1103
Lineage: Eukaryota; Euglenozoa; Kinetoplastea; Trypanosomatida; Trypanosomatidae
Product: putative serine hydroxymethyltransferase
Exons: 1
Coding region: 1-1398 (465 amino acids)
Biological process (GO): tetrahydrofolate interconversion; folic acid metabolic process; L-serine catabolic process
Cellular component (GO): cytoplasm
Molecular function (GO): pyridoxal phosphate binding; glycine hydroxymethyltransferase activity; serine binding
Source: RefSeq, a predicted model, not a curated record